AUGCCUGGUUCCAAGGUCGUGCAGGUGCCCCAGUUAGGGUUCUGGGAGAAGGCAGAUCUCCCCUUCAUCCAGGCUUCCGUGGUUGUCCAGGCUUUGUAUGCUGCUAUUACGGGGCUUUUCCGUGGAAAAGCCAGUCCCAGGAAGUAUAGCCACCAUGUUACUGCGGCCGCUAUUCGCGGGAUGAUUAAUCGGAUCUCUAUUCGUCAGAAGCAAUAUCUCGACCCGACUACGCCGCAGACAUACCAUGCCGUGAUGCAGCGCAGAGGCCUCCAGCCCGAGGUAGUCGAGCUCCCUCACGACACCGAGGGAUACUGGCUGGGCAACAAGAAUGCAAAGAACGUGAUUAUUUACUAUCACGGAGGUGGCUUCGCCAUGGCUGCCGGCGCCACACACUUUGAUUUCUGGCUCGACCUCCUCCAAGUCAUCAACGAGAACGGUCACGACAUCGCCGUGUUUUUCCCACGGUACACACUCACCCCGCACGAAGUCUACCCAACCCAACUGCGCCAGUCCGUCGGUGCACUCCAAUACAUCCUCACCGACGCCGGACGAGCUCCGUCUAACGUGAUUGUCGGCGGUGACUCGGCUGGUGGUAACCUUGCCAUGGCGGUGCUGCUGCACCUGUCCCACCCGCAUCCUGAUAUUGAUCCGGUUACCUUGUCGAGUCCACUGGCGGGCGUGUUUGGGUAUGCGCCGUGGAUUAAUUUCAGCCAUGAUUGGCCCUCGUUCAAGGAGAAUGUUUAUCGGGAUGUUCUUACUGAUCAGGCGCUGUUGAGGUGGUCGAAUGCUUAUCUGGAUGGGAAGCAGGGCGAUAGUUGGAGUGAGCCGGAUCGUGCGCCGGUCGAGUGGUGGCAGGACGCGAAGACGGAGCAGAUCUUGCUGUUGGCCGGUGGUGAUGAGCUUUUGCUGGGUCCUAUUGAGUCUUUUGCGAAGAAGGUCAAGUCGGCUUUCCCGAAUACUACGUUCGUCGUUGGAUACGACGAGUCUCAUGAUGCACACUUGUAUGUCGAAGCAGGCUCAAAGGAUGGUACACAGACCAGCAGAGAGCUACGACAAUGGAUUGCUUCUCGUCUGUGA
This is a messenger RNA of Penicillium cataractarum, 1077 nucleotides long. Its product is annotated as putative 6-hexanolactone hydrolase. Gene Ontology annotation, molecular function: hydrolase activity. Lineage: Eukaryota; Fungi; Ascomycota; Eurotiomycetes; Eurotiales; Aspergillaceae. The transcript has 4 exons. The record is from RefSeq and is a predicted model, not a curated record. Bases 1 to 1077 code for a protein of 358 amino acids.